Messenger RNA from Helianthus annuus (common sunflower), 963 nucleotides. RefSeq lists its product as uncharacterized. Lineage: Eukaryota; Viridiplantae; Streptophyta; Magnoliopsida; Asterales; Asteraceae. The transcript is spliced from 3 exons. The record is from RefSeq and is a predicted model, not a curated record. Bases 375 to 815 code for a protein of 146 amino acids.
GGUGGUGAUGUAGUGGGUUUAGUUUUAGGUUAUUAGACACUUGUCACUCUAUAUAUAUAGGGGGCGGUUCCCCUAAGAAGCCUAUUUUGCCUAAGUUGCCUAAGAAGCAAUCUACACCAUUUUUUUAAACAACCAAUGGACCAGAUUAGAUCCCUAAUAUUAAACUAGAUAAGUAAACAAAAUAAAACGCGCGGGGGUAUUUUCGCCAUAAACAAAAAAAUAGUACUGGACAAAAAGCAAAGCAGUUAUUGACGAUUCAAAAACAGUUCUUCUUCACUCUCUCUCAAAACUUCCCAAUCGCUAACAAACGUCCCCUAAAAUCGACAAUCAGACAGACGAAAAUCGAACAAACAACAACAAAAACAGCAUCAACGAUGGAUUCAGAGAGUUCUAAGAGAUCUACAAGAAGCCAGAAGCAUAAAGAAACAAAACCUGAUGACGAUUUCGAAGAGCUGUACAAUCCCAAACCACUACAAAUUGUACAACCAGGAGAACCAAUCCCUACUUUUGAUAAUGAACCUUUGCAUCCCAUUCCACUAAAAGUUGUAAGACCAACAAAAAAGGAAUAUUAUAUGAGUCCGAAAUUUUGGAAUGAAGUAGCAAUCUGGGGGCCAAGCUAUACCAAUCAUCCUACUUCUGGUGGUGAACCUUCAGAUCCCAUAAAAGAAGAGAUUGAUGAGAAACCUGAAAUCUCAGUUGUACAACCCAAAAAAGAAGAAGAUGAUGAAAAACAAAAGAUCCCCAUCCUACAACCUAAACAUGAAGAAGAUGAGGAAAAACCUAUAAUCUCAGUCAAGAAUUUUGGAAGGAAGUAGCAAUCUAGCCAGCUCCUGCUAUGAUCAUCAUGUUUAUGUUGUUUGUUUUAGUUUUCUAAUGUUAUCAAUGCUGUUAUGUAUUAUGAUCAUGUUUUUCUGAACCUUAUGUAACAAUGAUGUUUUGAAUUAUAAAAAUCAUGGUUUAUUA